This is a messenger RNA of Rhea pennata, 2256 nucleotides long. It is a transcript of the gene MAP3K10, whose product is annotated as mitogen-activated protein kinase kinase kinase 10. The record is from RefSeq and is a predicted model, not a curated record. Gene Ontology annotation, cellular component: cytoplasm. Lineage: Eukaryota; Metazoa; Chordata; Aves; Rheiformes; Rheidae. Gene Ontology annotation, biological process: signal transduction; protein phosphorylation. Gene Ontology annotation, molecular function: MAP kinase kinase kinase activity; protein binding; ATP binding.
AUGGAGCCGGAGGAGGGCUGGAGCCCCCACAAGGGCAAUCCCUUCUGGACGGCCGUCUUCGACUACGAGGCCGCGGCCGAGGAGGAGCUGACGCUGCGGCGGGGCGACGUGGUGGAGGUGCUCUCCAAGGACUCCACCGUGUCCGGAGACGAGGGCUGGUGGACGGGGAAGGUCCAGGGCAAGGUGGGGGUCUUCCCCAGCAACUACGUGAGCAGCGAGCCGGCUGCCGUGGGGCUGCCGGAGGUCUCCUUCGAGGAGCUGCUGCUGGACGAGAUCAUUGGCGUGGGCGGCUUCGGGAAGGUCUACAAGGGGCUGUGGCGAGGCGAGGAGGUGGCGGUGAAGGCCGCCCGGCAGGACCCCGACGAGGACAUCGGCGCCACGGCGGAGAGCGUGCGGCAGGAGGCCCGGCUCUUCGGCAUGCUGCGGCACCCCAACAUCAUCGCCCUGAAGGCCGUGUGCCUCAGCCCCCCCAACCUCUGCCUCGUGAUGGAGUUCGCCCGGGGCGGCGCGCUCAACCGGGCCCUGGCGGGGCGCAAGGUGCCGCCCCACGUGCUGGUCAACUGGGCCGUGCAGAUCGCCCGCGGCAUGAACUACCUGCACAACGAGGCCGUGGUGCCCAUCAUCCACCGCGACCUGAAGUCCAUCAACAUCCUGAUCCUGGAGAAGAUCGAGAACGAUGACCUGGCCCAUUGCACCCUGAAGAUCACGGACUUCGGGCUGGCCCGCGAGUGGCACAAGACGACGAAGAUGAGCGCAGCCGGGACCUACGCCUGGAUGGCCCCCGAGGUCAUUAAGCUGUCCCUCUUCUCCAAGAGCAGCGACGUCUGGAGCUUUGGGGUACUGUUGUGGGAGCUGCUGACCGGCGAAGUGCCGUACCGGGAGAUCGACGCCCUGGCCGUGGCCUAUGGCGUGGCCAUGAACAAGCUGACGCUGCCCAUCCCUUCCACGUGUCCUGAGCCCUUCGCCCACCUCCUGGAGGAGUGCUGGGACCCCGACCCGCACGCCCGCCCGGCCUUCGGCAGCAUCCUGGGGCGCCUGCUGGCCAUCGAGCAGUCGGCGAUGCUGGCCAUGCCCCUCGAGUCUUUCCACUCGCUGCAGCAGGACUGGAAGCUGGAGAUCCAGAGCAUGUUCAGCGACCUGCGCACCAAGGAGAAGGAGCUGCGGAGCCGCGAGGAAGAGCUGCUGCGGGCGGCCCAGGAGCAGCGGACGCAGGAGGAGGUGCUGCGCCGGCGGGAGCAGGAGCUGGCGGCCCGGGAGAUCGACAUUGUCGAGCGGGAGCUGCACCUCAUCAUGCACCAGAUGCACCAGGAGAAGCCCGGCGUCAAGAAGAGGAAGGGGCACUUCAAGCGCAGCCGCCUCAAGCUGCGGGACGGCAACCGCAUCAGCCUGCCCUCGGGCUUCGAGCACAAGAUCACGGUGCAGGCGUCGCCCACGCUGGAGAGGCGGAAGGGGCUGGGGGCCGACGGCGCCAGCCCCCCCGGCAGCCCCAGCAUCAUCCCCCGCCUCAGGGCCAUCUGCCUGACGCCCCUGGACGGGAGCCGGACGUGGGGCCGCAGUGGGGCGCCGCGGGCCGAGGCGCUGGCGGGCAGCAAGAAGAAGGGCCGGACGUGGGGGCCCAGCUCCACGCUGCACAAGGAGCGGCUGGGCGGCGAGGAGAGGCUCAAGGCCCUGGGUGAGGGCUGCAAGCAGUGGUCGUCCAGCGCCCCGAACCUGGGCAAGUCGCCGCGGCACGUGCCCAUGGCGGUGGGCUUCGCCAGCCUCACUGAAAUGGAGGAGUACGCCGAGGCGGAGGAGCCCGAGGCGCCGCCCUCGCCCCCCGGCAGCCCCCGGCGCCAGUCGCUGACGCCCACGCGAGUCGCCGCCGCCCGCCGCGGGCACCGCCGCACCCCCUCGGACGGGGCCCUGCCCCACGGGCACGGUGAGCGCUUUCCCGAGGGGGACCCCGAGGGGAGCCCCACGGAGCAACUCCCCCCCACCCACCGGCCGCGCUCGCUGCCCUUCGCCCCGCGGCCGCGGCCCGCGCCCGCCCGCCCGCGGCCCGACCCCUGGGCGCUGGUGUCGGCGCGGGGGGCGCGGGCCGCGGCGCCCCCGACCCUGCUGGACCUGGACGCCGAGGGGCAGAGCCGCGACGGCACCGUGCCCCUCUGCGGGCGCCCCGGCGCCGGGCCCGGCCCCGACGGCGCCCGCAGCCGCGGCUCCAGCACCGACGGCUCCCACGGCGACGGCACCGGCUCCAGCACCGACAUCUCGCACUGA